UCUAGUGCUCGCUGCGGCUCUCACGCGCGCCGGAAGCGGCCCCUACUGAGGGGGUCGUGAUGGGCAGCAAGAUGGCGUCCGCCAGCAGGGUCGUUCAGGUAGUCAAGCCACAUACACCACUAAUAAGAUUCCCUGAUAGAACUGACAACCCUAAACUCAAUGUACCGGAAGCUUUGAGAUCAUCAGGCAUACCACCGCCCUCUUCUGUAAUGUCACAGCACUCUAUGGGAAGUAAAGCACCAGAUUCGUUGAUGCAGCAGGGCCCACCAGACACUGCAGAAAUAAUCAAAACAUUACCUCAGAAAUACAGACGGAAACCCGUGUCUCAAGAAGAAAUCGAGUUUAUCCAACGUGGAGGUCCAGAAUAAUCACUGGCCGUGUGGCUGCUGUUUGUCCUCAGACAAAAGAAUUAUCUUUACAAUAAAGGACUUCCAAAAUGA
This is a messenger RNA of Echinops telfairi (small Madagascar hedgehog), 440 nucleotides long. It is a transcript of the gene KGD4, whose product is annotated as mitochondrial ribosomal protein S36. The coding region runs from base 60 to 368 and encodes 102 amino acids. The transcript is spliced from 4 exons. NCBI's taxonomy places the organism in Eukaryota, Metazoa, Chordata, Mammalia, Afrosoricida, Tenrecidae. The record is from RefSeq and is a predicted model, not a curated record. Gene Ontology annotation, biological process: 2-oxoglutarate metabolic process.